GCUUAAUAAAGCUUGUCGUGCAUAUGAAGUGGUGGAUCCAGGCGGUCACCUUCAAAUCGUUUAGACCAGGCAUAGUUUCAAACCAAGACUAUUACUGCCCAACCUAUCCCUAAACUUGGUCUCCAUCAACGACUACCUCCUACACCUGACCCCCAACUAAAUCCCUGCAGCACAUACAUACAAUGCCGAUGGUAACAGCAGCUACUGGUCUUCGGCGCACUCUUGAAGACCCAAACUCGUUCGUUGUCGCCCCCGGUGUAUAUGAUGGCCUCUCUGCACGGAUUGCGCUCUCCGUGGGCUUCGACGCCCUGUACAUGACGGGUGCUGGUACCGCCGCCUCUGUGCACGGACAAGCCGACCUGGGAAUCUGCACUCUGAAUGACAUGCGCGCCAACGCCGAAAUGCUCUCAAAUCUUUCGCCAACUACACCCGUCAUCGCAGAUGCUGACACUGGGUACGGCGGUCCGAUUAUGGUCGCCCGUACGACCGAACAAUACUCCCGCUCUGGCGUAGCAGCCUUCCACAUCGAGGACCAAGUGCAGACAAAGCGCUGCGGGCAUCUGGGAGGGAAGAUCCUUGUGGACACGGACACCUAUGUGACGCGCAUUCGUGCGGCAGUGCAGGCGCGAAAGCGCAUCGGUAGUGAUAUUGUGGUUAUUGCCCGGACAGACUCCCUUCAGACACACGGUUACGAGGAGAGUGUAGCACGUCUACGAGCAGCGCAGGACGCUGGCGCAGACGUAGGUUUCCUUGAGGGAAUUACGUCCAAGGAAAUGGCCAGGCAGGUGGUAAAGGAGCUGGCUCCGUGGCCGAUGCUGCUGAACAUGGUCGAGCAUGGGGCGACCCCGUCGAUCUCGGCGGCUGAGGCUAAGGAGAUGGGAUUCCGUAUCAUCAUCUUCCCGUUCGCCGGUCUGGGACCCGCCUGUGCAGCCAUGCGCGAGGCAAUGGAAAAACUGAAGGUAGACGGUAUCCCGGGCUUGUCCAAGGAGAUGACUCCGCAGAUGUUGUUCCGGGUCUGCGGGCUAGAUGAGAGUGUUAAAGUCGAUGCAGAGGCUGGCGGAGCGGCAUUUGAAGGUGGUGUUGAUCUGAAGUAAGAGCUACGACGCACUGUACGGUGAAUAAGGAUCAGCUGGGACCAUAUGAGUAACGGCAUCGACGAUGAUCAUUUUGAACUAGAAAUAACGACGAGCUCGACCGGUGUCUCCGUAUUGCAUGAUAUCG
This is a messenger RNA of Aspergillus pseudonomiae, 1221 nucleotides long. RefSeq names its product isocitrate lyase/PEP mutase family protein. The transcript is spliced from 3 exons. Bases 183 to 1094 code for a protein of 303 amino acids. The record is from RefSeq and is a predicted model, not a curated record. Lineage: Eukaryota; Fungi; Ascomycota; Eurotiomycetes; Eurotiales; Aspergillaceae. Gene Ontology annotation, molecular function: catalytic activity.